Dreissena polymorpha is the source of this 3536-nucleotide messenger RNA. Its product is annotated as programmed cell death protein 4-like. Gene Ontology annotation, cellular component: nucleus; cytosol. Gene Ontology annotation, biological process: negative regulation of DNA-templated transcription. NCBI's taxonomy places the organism in Eukaryota, Metazoa, Mollusca, Bivalvia, Myida, Dreissenidae. The record is from RefSeq and is a predicted model, not a curated record. Bases 211 to 1545 code for a protein of 444 amino acids. The transcript has 9 exons.
GAUAUCCUCAAAGCGAUCACGUGGUCCGUUUUGCAAAGACGUAAACAAUCCGCAGUGCUCAAUUUGGAAAACGUAGUGGUGAAAAAAGUUGGAAAACUUUUAUAACAGCUAGCGUCAGCUCGGUUUUAGGUUGUAGGAGUGGAGUAAACGUUGCCCAGGACUAGUUUGUGUUGUUUGAACUUGCAUUUAGCUAUUCUAAAUCUAAUUAAAAUGUCGUCAGAAGUGGCAAAUGGCGCAAUCCAAAAUGGCGAAGUUGACGAGACCGAAAUGCUGACGGGGGAUAUUGACCCACUUAGCCUUUUGGAAGAAGAAGGCAAACCAAUUCGUAUUAUUCGAAAGGCGAAAAGAAUUACAAGAACACAUUCCGGUGGUGAUGCCACGGCCAGCAAUGGGGUCGCAGCUGAGAAAGUACCCGCACUUAAAAAUAGUCGCAAGUCGAGGGACGGCAGGGGUCGAGGGGAACCCAAAAAAGGGGGUGCUGGAGGAAAGGGAACCUGGGGAGCCCCUGGAGAUGAAUUGUUAGUAGACAGCAGCUGUAGGGACGCCAACGACCCUAACUAUGAUUCGGACACUCAGGGUGACUAUGCACUUGAAAAGAUUGAGCCAUUGGUGACAGUGGAGGAGUUUGACAAGAUUGUGCAACCAAUCAUUCUGGAGUACUUCAACCACAGCAUAACCAAGGAAGUAGAGGCAAGCUUAGAGGAAAUCAACAUCUCCAAGAUGCGAAGUCGUGUACUAGAGUUGUCUAUCAGCCUGGCCAUGGACCGGAAGGCCAGUCACCGGGAGUUGACCUCCAUCCUCAUAUCUGAUCUCUAUGGUAACGUGUUGGAGGCCAAGGACAUUCAGACAGGCUUCGAUAACUUGCUCAACGGCCUUGCCGACCUUGUGAUAGACUCACCCGAAGCUCCAAAGUUACUGGGUAUGUUCAUGGCGCGGGCAGUGGCAGAUGAUUGCCUGCCCCCAAAGUACAUCCAGAGCUACAAGGGGGCGGUGGACAACACUGCAACUCAGGAGGCUCUAGAGAAGGCAGAACUGCUGCUUAGUCAGAAACAUGGCAUUGUCAGGUUGGACAAUAUCUGGGGCACGGGUGGGGGCAUUCGGCCUGUCAAGUACCUCGUGAAACAGAUGGUGUUACUGCUGAAGGAGUACUUGUCCUCUAGUGAUGUGAAGGAAGCCACGCGUUGUCUCCAGGAGCUUGAAGUACCACAUUUCCACCAUGAACUAGUCUAUGAGGCCACUGUGAUGAUACUGGAGGAAGGCAGUGAGAGAUCAGCGGAGAGGAUGGUGGCCCUCCUGAGGUCCCUGUAUGAACACUGCAUUAUCACUCCGGAACAAAUGACACAGGGAUUUAAGCGGGUCUAUGAAAACAUGCCCGAUAUCAGCCUAGACGUCCCGAACGCGUACACUCUACUGGAGCGGUUUGGUGAGAUGUGUCACAAGAACAGUGUGAUGACUGAUGUGGCGUUCAAAGACCUGCCUUGCGGAGGAAGGAAGCGCUUUGUGUCAGAGGGAGAUGGUGGGAGAAUUAAACCAGCUGUUCUGUGAUUGUCUGCCUUUACGUGAUAUUUAAAAUGGCCAAUAUCUGCGUUUUUCAAGUUUCAAAAUGGCCGACUUUGUUACAUGACCAGUGUGAGAGUGUCAUGUGACCUGACAUGUGACUAUUUUUAGCAUCAUGUAAACUUGUGACUUUUGGUGCAGGAAGUACCUGGAACAAUUCUAGUUCUUGUGCAGUAUUUCAAUUCAUUAUUGUGUAAAUAGCCUUUAAACGAUGGUUUAUGGAUUUUUCCUUGCAUUUUAUUUUUUUCUAAACAACAGCUGCUUUGGUUAUAUAGGUAUUUUAUAUUCUUUCCAGCAAAGGAAUGGUAAACAAUUGGUUUAUUUAUCUGUUAAUGAAUUGUGUCAUUUGGUGUUAGUGAUUUACAAAUAAAUCAUCAUUUGUUAAUACUAAAAUACUUUAUGAUUUGUCUUUGACAUAGUAUUAGGUUUGGAAAUAGAUUUUUGUCCCCUACCGGUUUCACCAGAGGGGACUUGUGGUUUGCGCUCUGUGUGUCUGUCAGUCUGUCUGUCAGUCCAUCAGUCUGUCACACUUUUCUGGAUCCUGCGAUAACUUUAAAAGUUCUUCAUAUUUUUUUCAUGAAACUUGAAACAUGGAUAGAUGGCAAUAUGGACGUUAUGCACAUAAUUUCAUUUUGUUCCUACGUCAAAAAUUCUGGUUGCUAUGGCAACAAAUAAAAAAAUAAAAUUCUGACAAUGGUGGAGCCGGUAGGGGACAUAUAUUGCUUGGCAAUAGUGUUGUUUAUUUUGUACAAUUGUGCACUUUUUAUGUUUGAAUACUGUGAUUUGUUUUUACUACUGGCAGGGGAAACGCUCUACACCAUGCCACUGUUAAUGUUUUCACCACUAAAUGGCGUCAAGUACUAGAAUGUAAUCAUGACAUUUACUAUAUAUUUACUAUAUAGUUUUUUUGUAAUGAAAUAUCACAUUCAGCAAUAAAAGUGCUUUUGUUUUUUUUAUAGGUGUUAAUCUGUUAACGAAUUUGAUUCAAUGAUUUUAAAUGUUUUAACACUGCCUUGGGUAUGACAUGUUUGUAAAUGUUGGUUGUUACAGUGUGUUCAUGUGUCAGGCAUAACCAUGCUUUAAUUGAAAAUUUGUCCAACAAAACCGAUUUGUUUAGAUUUAUUUAAUAUUGAAAUGGGGUUCCUUGAGCGUGCUUAACACACUUCUUCUUAUAAAUCACUUGGUAGAUUUGGUAUAUUUUUAAUCUUAUAGUUAAUGUAAUUAAUUCUUUAAGCACCCAUUCCUCUGUUUAAUAACCAUUUUAAUUAUGACGUUGAGCUGUUAGCAUAUGUAAAUGAUGUAAGAUUAUUUUCAAGCUAAAUGUAAUUAGGAGACUUUUGUGUUAUGCAAAAAAGCACAAAUAACAUAAUGCUUUUAUGAAGUUUCUGGCUAUUUUUGUCUCUUUGCAGAAAGUUGCUAAAGCAAGCUAAUGCGUGUAAUGUAGAAAUUAUUGUGUCAUUUAGCAGAAAGCAUUUAACUUAUUAUUCUCACUUAAAUACAACUUGAUUUACUAUUUCCUUAAGAAUUUUUGUGACUAUGAGUCCAGGCAAUGUCCAUGGUGCAAGUUAUUAUAUAGGACUUGCAGCCCCAACAAGGUAUUUUUCUUUGGUUAUCAGUGUUUCUGAUGGGUUGAAACAAAUUUGAAUGUGUCAGCAAUGCAUGGUAAAGAAUGUACAUCAGUGCCAAUUUAUAUUUCUAUACACAAUUUUAAAUAUAAAUUAAAUUGUGUUGUCCCUUAUUUUCACACCCAUGGUGUAUAAUUAAGGUGUUGAGCAAGUUAAGUUGAUUGAUUCUGUAAUUUAACCAAAACAGCUUCCAGUGAUGUGAUGAACAUAUUUUCAUGUUUGUUAAAUGAAAUGUUGGCAGAUUUCUGCCAGCUUGAAGUGUGUAGAGUCUUCUCUCUGGUUCCGUGUAUUUGUGUUCAUGAGUAAUUACUAUUUCUUGUCAUUGAAUCUUUGAAUAAAAUUACUUUAUUGCAA